AAAUCCGUGACACUGUACACUGGAUGUUCAGUGAACCAAUGCUUGUUUACUACAUUGGUGUGUUUCGAGAUGCUUUUUGGCCAAAUGGAAAGUUAGCGCCACCACCGAGAGCCAAGAGCGAUGAACAACAGCAGGAGACAAAACAGAGAGCACAGCAAAAACUACUUGAAAACAUUCCAGAUACUCUGCAGAGUCUUGUGGGACAACAAAAUGCCCGUCACGGUGUAGUGAAAGUGUUCAACGCAUUGCAAGAAAGAAAGGCUAACAAGCAUCUACUCUAUGUUUUGCUGGAACUGCUGCUAACUGAACUGUGUCCUGAGCUCAGAGCUCAUUUAGAGCAGCUUAAUGCCGCUUAGGUUUGGAUCUGCACAAUUGGACCACUAGAGAAAUGUCUAUGUCCAAGAAUAGACAUGAAACUUAUUUUCCUCUUUUCCAUAGAGGGCUGAGGACUAUGAUUAUUUUUAGCGUUUUUCUUUCCUCUUGAGUUUUUUGUGAAGUAAACAGACUUGAAAAGAUCUGAUGCUGUAGUAGGGUAGAGAAAACAAUGCUGUAUAGUUGCCAGUUUUUAUUUAAAUUGUUCUAUUUGACUACUCUUCUGUUUCAAAUAUAGAUUGAAAAAUAAAUGUUCAUAUAAGCUGAAAGAAACCAGAAAAUAUUUUAAACAUUUAUUAAAAGAAAUUUUGCUUAUAGUGGUAAACUAAUGAAUGUUGUACAGUUCUAAUCUCCUCACUGAGGACUUGAGCAUUCCUUUUUUCUUGUGUAUUGGAAAAGCCUUGUUGUGCAAUACUACAUGUAAAGCUCUUGUGAAAAUUUUAUCAGUUUUGUUUUUACCAAAGAUUUCCCGUAGUUUGAAGCAUUUGUAAGCAAUAAAUAACACAACUGGAUCGCAG
Messenger RNA from Cariama cristata (Red-legged seriema), 890 nucleotides. Its product is annotated as sorting nexin-25-like. NCBI's taxonomy places the organism in Eukaryota, Metazoa, Chordata, Aves, Cariamiformes, Cariamidae. Bases 24 to 356 code for a protein of 110 amino acids. The transcript is spliced from 3 exons. Gene Ontology annotation, molecular function: phosphatidylinositol binding. Gene Ontology annotation, cellular component: intracellular membrane-bounded organelle; early endosome membrane. The record is from RefSeq and is a predicted model, not a curated record.